AUGGGUCACGAUGACAAACUUCCAGCUUAUGCGGACACCGUGGGUCGAAAGGAGCCUUCCGCCCAGUCUCCAGACGAGGACGAGACUCACACCGUCUGGCUCACCUUCACUGGCGAUUGUACCAAUUCCAGCCCAACGACGAUUCUUCUCCCAUCCAGCAGCACGUUCUUCGACUUUCAAGCCAAAAUCAAACAACGCUAUCUCGAAACGCGCUCCAUCGCGGCCGACAGAAUCGCAUUCAUCUGGUCCACCUUCCUUGUCGAGACGGGCUCUUCAGUCUCCGACACCGACAGCAGACGUGACGCUGCGAAUGGAAUUUAUCUUGACGAACACAAUUGGGACGCCUUGAAGCCGACCAUCCUCACCAUCCCACGUCCAGAGUCGUCCUCCGAACGGUUGCAGAAGAAGAAACUUCACAAGCUUGGCGAUGUGUCUUCCUUCUCUGAAUGCACCACCUCGAGGCUGAUUGUGACGUUCUGUGACAUCGACUGGACGGAGACUCGGCGAGCGGCGAAGAAUCCAGAGAUGCUGGAGCGACAGCAGAAGGCGCAUGAGCGUAAUGAGAGGGCGUAUUUGUUGCAGGGGAGACAUUUGCCGCCGCCGAGGAUGUCGACUUGUGUUCUGAUGUGA
Molecule: messenger RNA, 630 nt
Organism: Zasmidium cellare ATCC 36951
Lineage: Eukaryota; Fungi; Ascomycota; Dothideomycetes; Mycosphaerellales; Mycosphaerellaceae
Exons: 1
Coding region: 1-630 (209 amino acids)
Source: RefSeq, a predicted model, not a curated record